Messenger RNA from Brugia pahangi, 426 nucleotides. NCBI's taxonomy places the organism in Eukaryota, Metazoa, Nematoda, Chromadorea, Rhabditida, Onchocercidae. The record is from the annotation of a GenBank genome assembly.
AUGGAUGUCACCAUGGUGAUUGAAAAUGGUUUUUUAUCAGAUAACAUAGACACUGAUAUGAUAAAUUCAACAAAUUGCCAAUGCAUUCCAAAAAAUUGUGCAUGCUGCAUGACGUUAAAUGUUGCAAAAAUUGGUCUUGGUGAUUUCGCAUGUGUAAAUAUUACGUAUAUAUCAGAAGAUAUCGGUGUUCGUUUAUCUUUUUCUAUAAAUGGCUAUAUUUAUAUUUCGAGAGAAAUAUCAUUGCGUAAUCCACCACCGUAUUGUUUGUCAUUGCCAUUUUUGAAGGAAUACGCUAGUAUUUGCUUACGUUUACGUAAUUUAAAACUUCGAAAAAGAAACCUUGACGGUUGCUUGGAAUUAGACGCUGAACUGUACCACGUCCACGUGGCUACGUUACAUCUAGGUUGUUUCACUAUACCAAUCUGA